Molecule: messenger RNA, 1775 nt
Organism: Carya illinoinensis
Lineage: Eukaryota; Viridiplantae; Streptophyta; Magnoliopsida; Fagales; Juglandaceae
Product: ruvB-like 2
Exons: 2
Coding region: 151-1545 (464 amino acids)
Biological process (GO): chromatin remodeling; regulation of transcription by RNA polymerase II; box C/D snoRNP assembly
Cellular component (GO): R2TP complex; Swr1 complex; NuA4 histone acetyltransferase complex
Molecular function (GO): DNA helicase activity; ATP hydrolysis activity; ATP binding
Source: RefSeq, a predicted model, not a curated record
GCCCGCUCGAUACCCACCGAGCGUAGCAGAAGCUGCGUGGUAGCCGCCAGCGAAGUAAAGAGUGAUUUGGCUUCACAAUUCACAUUCACCAAUUCUAGAAAACCCCUAAACCCUAAACGCAUCACUGUCUCCCACCACCAUACAAUAGUCAUGGCGGAGCUGAAACUCUCAGAGAACCGAGACCUAACCCGUAUAGAGCGCAUUGGCGCACACUCCCACAUUCGUGGGCUGGGUCUCGACUCUACCCUUGAACCCCGCCAAGUCUCCGAGGGCAUGGUGGGUCAGACCGCCGCCCGCAAGGCUGCCGGAGUCAUCCUCCAGAUGAUCAAAGAGGGCAAGAUUGCCGGCCGUGCCGUUCUUCUAGCGGGCCAGCCCGGCACCGGCAAGACCGCCAUCGCCAUGGGCAUGGCCAAGUCCCUGGGCCUUGAGACCCCCUUCGCCAUGCUUGCUGGAAGCGAGCUCUUCUCCCUCGAGAUGUCUAAGACCGAAGCCUUGAUGCAGGCCUUCCGCAAGGCUAUCGGCGUGCGCAUUAAGGAAGAGACCGAGGUCAUCGAAGGCGAGGUCGUCGAGAUCCAAAUCGACCGCCCGGCCGUCUCCGGGGCAGCCUCCAAGACCGGUAAGCUCACCCUGAAGACCACUGAGAUGGAAACCGUGUACGAUCUGGGCGCCAAGAUGAUCGAGGCGCUGGGGAAGGAGAAGGUACAGAGUGGAGACGUCGUCGCCAUUGACAAGGCCUCCGGGAAGAUCACGAAGCUCGGGAGGUCCUUCUCUCGAUCCAGGGACUACGAUGCCAUGGGACCCCAGACCAAGUUCGUGCAGUGUCCCGAUGGGGAGCUCCAGAAACGUAAGGAAGUCGUGCAUUGCGUAACGCUUCACGAGAUCGAUGUCAUCAAUAGCAGGACACAGGGAUUUCUGGCUCUCUUCACUGGUGAUACUGGUGAAAUCCGUGCAGAAGUGAGGGAACAAAUUGACACAAAGGUGGCAGAGUGGAGAGAGGAAGGGAAGGCAGAGAUGAUACCUGGUGUUCUCUUCAUUGAUGAGGUGCACAUGCUUGACAUUGAAUGCUUUUCUUUUCUGAAUCGUGCUUUGGAGAAUGAGAUGGCUCCCAUAUUAGUUGUCGCUACAAACAGAGGGAUCACCACAAUCCGAGGCACAAAUUACAAAUCCCCACAUGGGAUUCCAAUAGAUCUUCUUGAUCGCCUACUUAUUAUCACAACCCAGCCUUACACAGAGGAUGAAAUCUGCAAGAUUUUAGACAUCAGGUGCCAAGAGGAAGAUGUGGAAAUGUCUGAAGAUGCAAAAUGUUUGUUGACCAAAAUUGGGGUAGAAACAUCAUUGAGAUACGCCAUUCAUCUCAUUACAGCUGCUGCAUUAGCUUGCCUGAAGCGGAAGGGAAAGAUUGUGGAGAUGGAAGACAUUAACCGGGUUUAUCAUCUGUUUUUGGAUGUGAAGAGAUCAACACAAUACUUGAUAGAGUUUCAGAACCAGUACAUCAAUGAAACUGGAGAUGGUGACGAAGAUGAUGCCAAUACAAUGGUUUCCUGAAAAUGUUUUUGACUUGAAAUUGGUUGUGUAUUUUUCAUCCGUGUUUGCUAGUUUUCAAUGUGGAGCCCGAGUAGUUUAUCUUUUGGGUGCAGUAUCUGCAGCAUGUAUGUAAGAGGCUCUUGCAAUUGUAUGGCGAGAUGCUUGUUCUGUAUACCUGCACGUAUUGUUUGCGGACAUAUAGUAUGCAUGAUCUAGCUAUUAGACUCUUUUGGGUUCCACAAAAGCAGAAA